Asparagus officinalis (garden asparagus) is the source of this 1213-nucleotide messenger RNA. Its product is annotated as leukocyte receptor cluster member 1 homolog. The transcript has 3 exons. The record is from RefSeq and is a predicted model, not a curated record. Bases 85 to 792 code for a protein of 235 amino acids. Lineage: Eukaryota; Viridiplantae; Streptophyta; Magnoliopsida; Asparagales; Asparagaceae.
AGCCUACCUCUCUCUCUCUCCAUCUUCAUAAUUCUCUUUGUUGGGCUUAUCGGAUCCGGAAAAAGAGAAAGGCCCGAGCUCGCAAUGGGUGGCCAUGGAGGUCUAAACAUCCUCCCUCAAAAGCGAUGGAACGUCUACAACUUCGACAACCGCGAAAAAGUUCGCAAAGACGAAGAAGCGGCCGCGGGCGAGGAGCAGAUCAAGCGCGAGGAAUCUCGCCGGCGGGAAUUCGAAUUCCGCCUCCAAACCCUCCGCAGAGCCCGCAACCCUCAAAACCCUAAUAAUCCCGAUCCUGAGCCCUCUUCAUCCGACCACAUCACUAACCCUAAUCCCUCAUCAUCCGACCACAUCAACCUCUUCGAGAACCUCUCCGACUUCUCCUCCCUCGGAUCUGGCGGCAAAAACGAGGAGAAAGGUAAGUUUGGAAGCUCUGAUGGCGGCGGCGAUGAGAAGAGGAGGAAGAGGAAUGAGAAGCCGGCAAAGGCGGCGGCGGCUGUGGUGAUAACGGCGGAGGAUGAGAAGUAUAGGUUAGGGUAUGGAUUGACGGGUAAAGGGGUGAAGAAGCCUUGGUAUUUGACAACGAGGGAUGAGGGCUUCGAUGGUGGUAGUGGUGGUGGUGAUGAAAGGGAGAGAGUCUCGAAAAGGGAGAAGAAGAGCAGUGGGGGGAAGAAGAGCAUCGAGGAGCUGAGAGAGGAGAGGAUGAGGAGGGAGAAGAAGGAGAAGGAAAGGGAGCGGGCACUGCUUCGCAAUUCGAAUGAGGGAGAAAAAGGUUUUUCAAGGCGAAGGAUGUGAAUUGAUAGCUUAUUGAAGAGGACGGAGGACGCUUGGCCAGAACAAGAUUUUCUUGCGGUUGGAGGUUGUAUUAGCCUAAUGAGAAUUAAGAUCAAUCCUGCAUCAGGAUACUAACCUGCUGCAACUCGUUCGUGAGCUUCUAGAGCCGAGAGAAUGGGAGAUUAGAUCAGAAUUUUACAACAGUUUGUUCUCAUGUAUUCUGAAGUGAAACUACUUAGAAUUUGAAUCUUAUACAAAUGGCUGUACUGCUGUAUUUCUGUAAUUUGUGUGGUUUUUGUUCUGGUUUUUUUGUUCUGUUCUUUUAUUAUAUUUUGUAAAGGGAUACGUCUGUAGCAUUUAUGUACGAGUGGAAGCAGACGAUAUUGCUGGAUGUUAUCAUCACUUGUCUCUAUGCGGACGUUAAACUUUUGUUUUUUCUGAA